Molecule: messenger RNA, 852 nt
Organism: Hyposmocoma kahamanoa
Lineage: Eukaryota; Metazoa; Arthropoda; Insecta; Lepidoptera; Cosmopterigidae
Exons: 5
Coding region: 148-852 (234 amino acids)
Source: RefSeq, a predicted model, not a curated record
UAAACGGUUAAUUUCGAAAUUUUAAAUUAAAGUUAAAACUUUCUUCAAAUAUUUAAAGUCAAUAAUAAUAAAAAAAGUGUGGUCAGUGAUAGACAGGAUUUAAAGAUUUGGCGAAAUUUGGUUUUACGAAAUCUGUUAUUUGAAAUAAUGAAACCAUCAAGCAAGCAAUACAGAAGCCUGUGUAGUCUUUUAAUCCUGGUGGUUCACAUGUCUGCGCAUGCGUCAGCCGGCUCACAAUUCUCGUCGCAUAUUUCCGUAAAUACGCCAGCGAGAAGUUACACACAUGGCGUCGGAGACCCGUUACCUGUUGGGAGAGGAGCCACCUACCACCAGAAGCCUAACCAGAAUAAGCCUUCUUUUAGAACUUUAAGACGUUUCACGUCACAAAACCAUAAGGGGGGAGGGUACCCCCGAGUGCGACCAACGGUACCUUUCAACAACGAAGAAAGGCCUUACAUUAACAAUUUCAAGACCUCCACUUGGCAUCUUAACGAUUUUCAGGAAAUCAACAUUCCGAUUUUGCCACCAUCGCCGUACAAAGUGGAUUCUCCCGACCCUGAAUCGUUGUGGCCUGAAGGUCUGUUCCUUCCGCCGAUUAAGCCAUUAAACUUCGGGUCUAACUACGGACAGCGUUCUGAUGAUGAAGCAGAAUUAGACCUGGAUCCUUAUCUAAUAGAAGGUACAGAAGCUAUCGCCGCAGUGAAGAGAGCUAAAGGUCACGGACAUCUGUACUUCCACGAGAUUCCUCACAUCAACUCUUUACUAGCUAAUCAAGAACUUCGACAGAAAAACAACUUGAAACCACAUCGCUUAGGCAGUAUACGUCAGACUUGGCCGUAUAAUCGACCAUAG